This is a messenger RNA of Arachis duranensis, 1057 nucleotides long. RefSeq lists its product as uncharacterized. The record is from RefSeq and is a predicted model, not a curated record. The transcript is spliced from 5 exons. Bases 73 to 867 code for a protein of 264 amino acids. Lineage: Eukaryota; Viridiplantae; Streptophyta; Magnoliopsida; Fabales; Fabaceae.
CCAGACUCAGUAAUUCGAAGUUCAACUUCAAACAACAAAUUAAAAUAAUAAUAAUAAUUAAAAAGAAAAAAGAUGAGUUUUCUUGGACGAAGUUUAGCUGGGAAAGAAGCUGCAUAUUUUUUUCAGGAAUCCAAACAGGCGGUGGGAAAAUUGGCCCAGAAAAACCCUCUCCCAUCCAAACCCAACAACCUCGACUCCGUCGAACACGAAUUACUAGGUGGUGGUGGUGGUGGUGGCAGUGGCGGCAACGCCGACGUGCUCCCCGAGGUUCUAAGGCACUCCCUUCCUUCCAAAAUUUUCAGAGACGAAACCGCAAAUUCAACCAAUUCUUCCUUCUCUGCUUCCAAAUGGGUCCUUCAUUCUGACCCAAAAAUCCAAUCUUUUGUUAACCCUGAUGCAAUCAACCCGCUUCGAGCUUAUGUUUCAUUGCCUCAGGUCACGUUCGGUCCCAAAAGAUGGGAACUGCCUAAAGCAGAAAGCACGAUUUCAGCUUCAACAGCUAAUGACUUGCGUCAAGAUAGGCAAACCACCCAUGUUAAUCCGGAGAAGUUGAAAGCUGCAGCUGAAGGGCUUGCAAAUGUUGGAAAAGCAUUUGCUAUUGCCACUGCAGUUGUUUUUGGGGGUGCUGCAUUGGUGUUUGGUACCGUAGCCUCCAAGUUAGAUAUGCACAAUGCCAGUGAUAUCAAAACUAAAGGAAAAGACUUUGUUGAGCCACAACUAGAGAGUAUCAAAGAGCGAUUUGUUCCCAUGAAAACAUGGGCUGAAAAUAUGUCAAGAAAAUGGCAUUUGAAAAGGGAAGAGGAUGCUAAACAGAAUCCUUUGGCAAAGGAGUUAGCUAGAAUGUGGGGUGCAAAAACAUCAGAUUGAAUGUUGCAAGAUUCUCUAUUUGUGAUUGUAAAUGUUGAAGCUUAUGAGAGUGAAAUAAUAUAAAAUAUAGGUAAUAAAUUAAGGUAGUUGUUAAUGGUGGUGGAAUAUUGUUGCUUUGUAUUAAUUCAACAAUUCCUUUGAUUGUAAGGUUUUGAAUAUGAUUAGAAGUAAAGGUUCUUGUUCUUAAUUA